GGAGAGAGCGGAUCGCGGCGCGCACGCUGGCUGCAGAGUCCGCGACGGCGACGGCGACGAGUGCCAUGCGGCGCGCGGCCGGCGCCGCCACCGGCACUGCCACCGGCUCCCCGCCGCUGCUGCUGCCCCUCCUGCUGCUGCUGGCGCUGCUCGCCGGCGCCUCGUCCGCGCCCCGCAGCCACCUCUACGUCGACGACAGAGUGCAAAACUACCUGAUGCGCUACGGCUACCUGCCUCAGUCGGACAAGGAGACGGGCAACCUGCGCACCGAGGAGCAGCUCCGAGACGCGCUGCGCGAACUGCAGAGGUACGGCCACAUUCCGGUGACGGGCGAGCUGGACGAGGAGACGCGCCGGCUGCUGCAGAGGCCGCGCUGCGCCGUGGCCGACGUGCCGUACCGGGAGCAGACGCUGCGCUGGGGCCGCCGCAAGCACCGCCACAAGCGCUACUCUCUGCAGGGCAACGUCUGGCCCACCACCAACCUCACCUGGAGUUUGCGGACUAUGGAGCCGCGAGACCUGGACCCCGGCAUGGUGCGCUACCAGCUGGACAGGGCGCUCCGCAUCUGGUCCGACAACUCGCGGCUCACCUUCCGGGAGGUCAACAGCGACCGCGCCGACAUCCUCGUCUACUUCCACCGGUUGUACCACGGGGACGGUUUCCCUUUCGACGGGCGAGGCCAGAUCCUCGCUCACGCCUUCUUCCCGGGAGAAGGGAGAGGAGGAGACGCUCAUUUCGACGAGGAUGAGAUCUGGCUUCUCGGCGAAGAAGACGCUUCGGGACAAGGGACGAGCCUGUUCGCGGUGGCUGCCCACGAGUUCGGCCACUCGCUGGGGCUGCAGCACUCGUCGGUGAAGGGCGCGCUGAUGUACCCCUGGUACCAGGGGCUGUCGCCCAACUACAAGCUGCCCGACGACGACCGUGUCGCCAUCCAGCAGCUCUACGGUGCAAAAGAGCGGCUGUGGGCCAAGAUACCAACAUAUCCGUAUGACCGUGAUCGGGAUCGUGGGGCAUGGCCUACCCCACACCCCACAGCGCCACCAACACAGCCGCCGCCGCCCCCACCGCCCCCACCACCUCCAACACAGCCACCCACACCGCCCCCGACGCCACCCACGCGUCCAACGCGGCCUCCUUGGAGACCGCCGAAGCCGCCCAAGCACGACAAGCCGCGUCAUCGCCAACCACCCCCUCCGCCGCCUACGUACCGCCCCCGGACGCGGCCACCACCCCCCACACUCCCACCGCCGCGGCCAUCGCCUGCCGAGCCGCGAACGGAAAGGCCCCAAGAAGUCAAGCCAGAUACAUGCAACACCAACUAUGAUGCCAUCUCUGUCAUUCGCAGGGAGGUGUUCAUCUUCAAGGACAAGUAUUUCUGGAGAAUUGGUGACAGAGGACUUGAGGAAGGCUAUCCAGCAGAAAUUCAGAGAUUUUGGUACAGCCUGCCAAGGAACUUCACCCAUGUGGAUGCUGUAUAUGAGAGGCUUGACAAGAAAAUUGUUUUCUUCAUUGGAAGGCAGUACUUUGUAUAUGAUGCAAACACACUAAUGCAUGGCUACCCAAGGCCUUUAACAGAUCUUGGUCUGCCAGAAACUUUGGACAGGGUGGAUGCUGCAAUGGUUUGGGGACACAAUAAGAAAACUUACUUUUACAGUGGCACCAUGUAUUGGAGAUUUGAUGAAGAUGUUGGCAAGGUGGAACUUGACUACCCAAGGGACAUGUCAAUGUGGCGUGGUGUUGGCUACAAUGUGGAUGCUGUUUUCCAGUGGAAAGAUGGAAAGACAUACUUCUUUAAAGGAAAAGGUUUCUGGAAGUUCAACGACCAAUAUAUGCGUGUGGAGAGUGAGAAGCCAAUGCAGUCAUCAGUAUUCUGGAUGGGCUGCCCACCAGGCAUUGAGGGUGAAGUUACAGCCUCAGAUGGAGAGACAAAUGAAAUAGAUGAGACGAACCAUCAUGCAGAAGCAGAAGUUGGUUCUGAAGCAACAAGCUUUUUUAAUGGCUCUAUUACAGUUCUUUUAACAAUAGCCCUACUAUGUUUUCAAGUAUUGUGAGACUCAUCUUGUCAGGGUAAACUUUUCUAUGUGCAAAAUAGCCUCACUCCUACACUUCAGGUAACAGUGAUGUCUCCAAAAGUAUAAAUUUAAAACUUUGUAAGGACAUGCAGUGAUUUGUUUUUCAUUUUGGGAAACUUCAGAACCACUUUUUUUUUUUUUAAGUAGAGUAUCCACAUCACAAUUAAUUACUCUGAAUUGUAAUUAUUGUAAUUUGUAACACCCAUAAACUGCCAAUAUCAAAUGAGUGCAUGGAGUGAGUUAAUUUAGAAGUACUAUCCUUGCUGUCAUGUUUGUGGUUCAUUUUGGAAUUCAAAAUCUUGUGUGUGGGAGAGAACUGCUGACAUAUUGAAUAAAGAAAUGACAGCAUUAUUUUACAAAUAUGAAAGAUCUCUGACAUUUCACAUUCUGCGAAAUGUAUUCACCCAUUUGCUGAUGUCUACAUUAGAUGUCAAAUGGGAGCAUGUAAAAAUUGUACUAAAAUUUUUUAGUGGAGGUAAGCAGCAUCCAUUUAUAUUUUCAUGUUGCAAGAUUGUAAAUAAAAUUGUACUUUAAAGAUGUACAUUUUGGGUGCUAAGGCUGGCUUUACACCUUACUAUGUGUGUUUUCUUGGAAUUUCAGUGUAAUACAGUUGUGUUUUAUUUUUAUUAUGCCAUCUGUUUCAAACAAAAGUGACUGAUUGAAUUAUGGACCAUAGCUUGUUCCAGAAGUUGUGAAAGAAAAUACUACAAACAGAUAUAACACACUUUCAUUUACAAAACAUUCCCUAUCCACAAACAUGUCCAACUACUUUUGUAUAUAUCUGUAGUUGGUUAAAAAUUUACACUGAUAAUUGUAAUGGGGUUGGUGGAGCAGUCUACCAACAGCAUUUAUUUUCCUCCCACAGUAUUUUCAUAUUGUGUGUGCCUGGGAACUCUAUGCAGUGAAAACAUUAGUAAAUAUGUCUGCAUAUCAUAAUUCUCAGAAGUAACUAAAUUAAAUUUCACUAUGAGUAAUGACCUCUUGAUUGCUAUAUCUCAUGUAUACAUCAAUUUAUUACCCUGAAAACCAAGACACUUAUCAUAAAUGAUUCACUGCCAUUUUUGUCUAUGUGUAUGAAUGAGACAGUAGCAUUCUUAUUUAUUAAUAAGUUCUUAAGUUAGAUUACAAGUUUUAACUGAGCUAGAUGGCAAUUCUCACUGCAUAGAAUGAAAACAGUUGCUCAACCAGUUAUUAGUGCUCCACUCAAAUUAGCCACUGAAAGUCAUUGUUGAAAAUUCUUGAUGUUCAGAGAAUAAAUAUUUUUUGUUCAAAGUGAGAUUCAAUCUGUACUAUAAUAAUGUAAAAUAAAUAAGAUACCCUCUCAUAUUGUCAAUAAAUUAGUUAUAGUUCUAGAUUUAGCUAUAUGAUCAUGAGUGAUUAUACAUUUCCUGUCAAUUACAAAAUAGGUUACUUACUGGUUUCAACAAUGUCUCAGAAUCCAGUGUCCUAUUCAGCGUAAGUAAAACUUUUUGCUGAGCAAGAAGAAUACCAGGCCCUUUUUUCUCACUUUUAUUUAUUUAUUUAUUUACUUUUUUUUGGGGGGGG
Schistocerca cancellata (South American locust) is the source of this 3617-nucleotide messenger RNA. Its product is annotated as matrix metalloproteinase-2-like. Lineage: Eukaryota; Metazoa; Arthropoda; Insecta; Orthoptera; Acrididae. Bases 66 to 2051 code for a protein of 661 amino acids. The transcript has 10 exons. The record is from RefSeq and is a predicted model, not a curated record. Gene Ontology annotation, cellular component: extracellular matrix. Gene Ontology annotation, molecular function: metalloendopeptidase activity; zinc ion binding. Gene Ontology annotation, biological process: extracellular matrix organization; proteolysis; collagen catabolic process.